This is a messenger RNA of Hypoxylon fragiforme, 1963 nucleotides long. RefSeq names its product exonuclease V. NCBI's taxonomy places the organism in Eukaryota, Fungi, Ascomycota, Sordariomycetes, Xylariales, Hypoxylaceae. The record is from RefSeq and is a predicted model, not a curated record. Bases 287 to 1963 code for a protein of 558 amino acids. The transcript has 2 exons. Gene Ontology annotation, molecular function: single-stranded DNA 5'-3' DNA exonuclease activity. Gene Ontology annotation, biological process: interstrand cross-link repair. Gene Ontology annotation, cellular component: nucleus; mitochondrion.
GUAGUUACACCUCCCACUUUCACUUCUAACUACCCACCUGGUCUUGUUCCAAUCCAUUGUUCUUACUUACCUAGUACCCCACCAUACCAUCAUGAUAGCAGCGCAGCCUAGCCUAGAACUCUACCAACCUGGAAAACAAUGUCCUCGAUCAUGACUCGAUUUAUCAUCUCUUCAUCUCCGUUUACUUAUGUGUUCACUUCACCUCGAUUGCACUAACCGGUACACUUGUUAUGUACUUUGAUAACACGUAAUACCUAGUCUCUGCUGCUGCUAAAACUAACGAACCAUGGCCACCUCCAUUACUUCCGUAUUAGACGAUGAUAGUUUUGUAGAGAGCGAUUAUGGAUCGGAUUUUUCCAUAGGAGAGGAGGGAAUUGUGAACCAGCUUCUCGAUAACCUUGGGGGUAAGUGUGCCUUACCUAGCAAAACCACAGGUCCUGCCUCAAGUCCUCCUCAAUUCGUCAUUCCCGGUGGAAACGAUGCUCAAGCUCUCGACAACCAGUCCAUUAUAUCAAAUCCCCCCACACGAGAGCCCGAGAAGGGAUUUAAAUAUCAGCAGAAUGUGUCAGGGCUACGUAAUAACUCGGCGGGCGUUCGAUUUGGCACCAUUAAUGGUAUGGAGCGUAGCGGCGACUCGACUACUCGCUCAACUGCCCGUGAGCCACGGCUUGCAUCACUGGGAUCCAUACACUACCCAGAUCUUAGCCAUGCACUUCAACCCGGCAAAACACUGAGCGUAUCUUCUAAAUCUAAAUUUGGCGAGCCCUCGCAGGACUCCCGUUCUCCCUUACAGCGCUUCCGCUCCAUCCCAAAGAAGCCUUUGAGCGUUUCUGACUUGGCUUCGGGUGCUUGGUGCGAAUUACAAUACUGGUAUACACUUACUCGUCUUCCCGGCGGGCGGAAGACGACGACUGCGGCGAUGCGAGGCGGUACCCGUAUCCACCAAACUUUGGAGGACGAAGUGCAUACCACGGUCCAAAUAAAUAUAAACACUAAGGAAGAAGCGUUUGCGCUACGUCUCUGGAACGUCAUUCAGGGUCUUCGUACACUUCGUGACUCUGGCAUAACAAGAGAACUCGAAGUAUGGGGGGUGAUUGAAGGUCAAGUUGUCAAUGGCAUCAUUGACGAACUGAGUACUGAAAGCCCCAAUGCUGCUUUUGAGCAUGAGCUCAACUUAUCGCAGUCAAAACAAACGUCUAUAAUUAUCGCCGGGCAGCCAGAACAGCAAACGUUUAUAAAGGACUUUUUGGGAACACGUCGGAGAAAAGUUUAUUUGACUGAUGUCAAGACUCGGGGAUCAGACAGGCUACCUACAGGUCCGGCUCUAAGACCGGCUAGAGUCCAGCUAUUCCUAUAUCAUCGACUUUUGGGAGAAAUGGCUUCCGGCGUCCUCGACUUUGGUAUUAUAUUGGAUCGAUAUGGUCUUAGGCCUGAUGCCUUGUUUUCUGAUGCCUUCAUGGCACAAGUGGGUGAUCUUCAUGAUGAAAUAUUUUACGAUGCAGACUCGGAUCUUGGUGGAGCGCCGUCAAGUCCUCGUUCUUUCCGUGAUAAUCACAUUGGUGCAUGGCCAGACGAAUCUCAAUCAUCUGAGUCGACAUCGCCUCCAGACUUGAUUAGGUAUCGGUCAAUCACGCAGAUACUUACAUUACUGAGAUCUGAGCUAUGCGAGACGUUCCCUCAGGGUGUCAACACGCUUGGCGAUCUUCUGGCGGUUCAGUACCGCCAUCGAGAUGAUGGUCGCAUCCUGGGGAACAAUUCAUUUCCCAAUGAUCCCGAAGCAUUGGAAGGAUAUGUUAAGCAGUAUCUUAAGUGGUGGCGAGGAGAACGAGAGGCCGAAGGCGUCGCCAUUGAAGAGGCCUAUAAAUGCCGAAUGUGCGAGUUUGCGGAAAGCUGCCAAUGGCGAAAAGACAGAGAAGCUGAAAUAUUACAGAGGAGGCAAGGUGCUGCACGUGCUUGGAGUUAA